GUAUCGGUUCGUGCGUUCCAAGGGAGCGGGACACCUGUUCCGGCCGUCUCUCGGACGCGGGAGGGAGGACACAUCUCAGGAGAGGAGUUUUUUUUCCUGCAGCCAUAGUCGCUUUUUUUCUUCCUUCUGUUGAAGCCUUAAGGUAACCAGUCUCGGCGGGCGACGAAGCUAUCUAACUCGGAUGGCAAGGAUGCAGAGCGAUGCUCGAUGUGGGAGUCCCUUGCCGCCGCUGGCGGCAUUGGCAGGCGUGCUGUUGCUCAUCCUCCUCCAGCUUGCCGCCCAUGGCUAUGCAGUUUCUCCUCCUCCUGGCUCCGUGAAGAUCGUCGGCUCCACCUAUAACGGCGAUGGAUGCCCGAACGGCUCCACUGUUAUCGUCGUGUCAGAGGAUGCUCAAGCACUCACAGUCAUGUUCAGCAACUUCACUGCUUCCACGGACCCCCCCAUCAGUAAUCAGCGAAAGCAGUGCACUGUUGGUGUCAAGCUGAGUUAUCCUCAGGGCUUCACUUUCAGUCUCGGCGAUAUCAUCUUGCGCGGUUAUGCGAAGCUGGAUGCAGGCGUUAAGGGCGUCGCGAGGACGACUUAUUACAUCGCUGGUCUAACCGGGACUGGUAAAGCCACUGGCCCGCUUGAAGGGCCGAUGGACGACAACUUCGAGGUUCCGAGUAACUUCGUGUCCCCUGCAAUCAGCCAAUGCAACACGACCCGGGACCUGAACAUCAACUCUGAAGUGAGAGUAGUUCCGGGGCGAUUCGUCCCGAAGAGGAGCGGACUCAUCACCGUGGACUCCACGGAUCUGAAACUUACGCAAAUAUUCUCUUUCUCCUGGCAAGCGUGUUAACCCGAGUUCGGGUUAACGAAGCGUAUUAACCCUAGUUCGGGUUAAGGGCGGGUCACGGCUUUGACCUGGCAAGCGUGUUACCCGAGUUUCGAGUUAGAGGCGGGUCAGGGGUCGUGGCCCUCAUGGGAGGCAGCUUCGGGAGGAGGGAAGGUGGGGGGAGGAGGGAAGUUGGGGUGAGGGGGAAGACGAUUGGAUGACCCGGGGAGACAUGCGUUAGCUAUCGUUCGGAGUAGAGAGUACCCCUGUUGGAAAUGGACACCCAGGGCGGGAGAGGUAGAUAUUUAAUAUGAACUGUCAUGGAAAGCCGCACUGCUAGUAGCAGGUCCUGAUAGGCGGCGAGGAGGACACGUGUCCAUAAUGGGCAGGUAGUCAGCGUAGUUGCAGCCUGAGGGAACAGCUUUGUCUUGCACUCGUCCCCUGCUAACUCCCUACUCGACGCCUUGGGGGAUGGAGACGAAGAGACUUACGAACUGUCAUGGAAAGGCACACUGCUGGUAGCAGGGCCUGAUAUAUAUAUAGACGGCUAGGAGGAGGCCACGUGUCAUCCAUCGGGAGGUAGUUAGCUUAGCUGUUGCCUUCCGGAACCGCAUUAUGUUCAGCUCGUGCAGUGCUAACUACCCCGCUCUUAACACAUCGACUGGUGAAGGACCGGUUAUUGUUGUUAAUUACCCGUCGAGCCCAUACCGCAGCAGCAGCAGCAGCAGCAGCAGUCCGAGAGCUAACAGCAUGCGGGCAAGCUAUUAAGCUGUCAGAUUCAAUGCCAGUGUUCGUCAGGACUGCAAUUCGCAGUGUUGGCACUCAAGAAGUGGUAAUGCCUGACGUUAUAACUUUCUGUGACUGAUAUCCGGAGAUCAGUCACUGUGCUAAUUCUCGGCUGACUAAGUGCUGUCGCUGCGCAGUCUCUGCGGUGCAUACGCGCGGUCAUUGCGCUCACCCUCUGACUGAGUGUGUGCACUGCACUCGCCUGCUCGACCAUUUGAACGGGCUUUUUCACGUCGUUUUUGUUCUCUCGCUUUCUUAACGAGCCUACACUCUCUCAACUUCGGUUUUUAAGAGGAGACUGAGAAAUUGCGUGUCUGUACUCCCCUGGGCAAUCAUAUGAGCUGGCUUUCACUUCGUUUUUCUGUCUGUGUUCCUUGACACGAGCCGACACACUC
Messenger RNA from Chara braunii, 1995 nucleotides. The record is from the annotation of a GenBank genome assembly. Lineage: Eukaryota; Viridiplantae; Streptophyta; Charophyceae; Charales; Characeae.